AUGAAGCUCCUCCUCAUCUCCCUCCUCGUCUUGGGGCGCGUCACGCUCGCUUUUGAGAAACCCUUCAUUCCUCUCAACUGGACGACGCUCGCCGCCUGCGCCGUCGACGACGCCACCCGCAUCCUCGCCGGCGACGUCACGACCGUGUCCCCCACCAACACCCCCGCGGAGUGCGUCUCCUCCUGCGCCGCCGCCGGCUUCGGCUACGCCGGCGUCGAGUUCGGGAACGAAUGCCACUGCGGCACCGGCUUCGACGAGGCGCUCGUCGCCGCCCCGCCCGACGGCUGCAACAUGGCGUGCGCCGGCGACGAGACGCUCGCGUGCGGUGGGCCGUGGGGCAUCCAGGUCUACACCUUCCCCGCGCUCCGCCCGGGCGCGUGGACGUACCUCGGCUGCACGGUCGACACGGGCGCGGCGCCCGCGUUCGUGGACGCGGCGCUCCAGGAGCCGUUCGCAUCGACGCUCGACGCGGUGAACCAGUGCCUGCAGGCGUGCGCGCGCGGGGGCUUCGCGUUCGCGGGCGUGGAGGACGCGGGGAACUGCCAGUGCAGCGGCGCGGGGGUCGCGGCGGGCGCGGCCGCCGCCGCGGAGGCGGAGUGCGACUCGCUCUGCCCGCUCCCGGGGGACGCGGGCUUCGAGUUCUGUGGGGGGGUGGACAGGCUGGCGGUGUACAAGCUGACCGGAUGA
This is a messenger RNA of Epithele typhae, 687 nucleotides long. RefSeq lists its product as uncharacterized. Bases 1 to 687 code for a protein of 228 amino acids. The record is from RefSeq and is a predicted model, not a curated record. The transcript has 2 exons. NCBI's taxonomy places the organism in Eukaryota, Fungi, Basidiomycota, Agaricomycetes, Polyporales, Epitheliaceae.